GGGCCCUUUUACAUUCGGCUUCGGUGGCAAGUAUCGAAAAAACCGAUCACUGCGAACACCUACUGGGCCUCACUAAACGGCAAAUAAAGAUUUGCAAGAAAAAUCUUGAAGUUAUGGAUUCAGUACGACAAGGUGCACUGCUAUCGGUUGCCGAAUGUCAGUGGCAGUUUAGAACCAGGCGAUGGAACUGCAGUACCGUAAAUGGAACAAGAAUUUUUGGGAAAGUCCUCAGCGAAGGAACAAGGGAAGCUGCGUUUGUUCACGCUAUUUCCGCUGCUGGUGUAGCCCACACUGUAACUCGAGCUUGCAGUAGUGGGGCUUUAGGUCGAUGCGGAUGUGACCGGACAGUACGCGGAUAUUCUUCCGAGGGUUUUCAGUGGUCCGGUUGUUCAGACAAUGUAGCUUAUGGCACUGCUUUCUCCAAGAGCUUCGUAGACGCUCGCGACUUGAGGGCAGCCAGAGGACGUUCCAGCGCUAGAGCUCUAAUGAAUCUUCACAAUAAUGAAGCAGGGAGAAAGGUGAUCGAGUACAACAUGAGGGUAGAAUGCAAAUGCCAUGGAGUUUCCGGUUCCUGUGAAACAAAGACUUGUUGGAGAGCACUGCCCAAGUUCCGUCUUGUGGGAACCAUUCUUAAGGAAAAGUUUGACAGCGCUACAGAAGUACAGCCACGACGAUCCGGCAAGCGCAGCCAACUCGUACCUUUGAAUGCUUACUUCAAAUACCACUCCGACACGGACUUGGUUUACCUGGACUCAUCUCCGGACUUCUGCGAGCAGGAUUCGCAGAUCGAGACACCGGGCACCCACGGGCGCCAGUGCAACAAGACUUCACGAGCAAUUGAUGGCUGCGAUCUGCUUUGUUGUGGUCGCGGUUAUACUAGCCGGUCAGAGAAUGUGACUGAAAGAUGCGACUGCAAGUUCUAUUGGUGCUGCUACGUCAAAUGUAGAGACUGCAAAAAAGAGGUUGAAUUUAAUUACUGUUUAUAGAUUCAUUAAGAAACUUAUAGAUAGGGCAUAAACAGACUAUAUUAUAAACAUUACGCUCACCGAAUUGGACUUGAGAAAAAAUAAAAGGCAAAAAUGGCGCCGUAGGAGGUUUUUCAGUUAAAUCAGCCAAAAUGUGUAUUAUAUUUGUUUGUUGCAUUGUUAAUCUUAAAUGCAUAAGUACAACUUUGACUGCCAAAUUUUCAUAUUUUACGUCAGGUUUUUUACACUUGCAUUUACGUAGCUAUUGUUAGGCAUUUUAAAGGAAAAUAUAAUGUUAUUGUUUUCAGGUAAUAAAUAAUGAUAUUGCGGUUAAUUUACACUGGCUGUUUUGGGAAAUUAAUUUUUUAAAAGAGCAAAUUUAGAGUCUAAUAAAUGUAUACUUCUUCAUUUGUAAAGCUAGAACCCUUAUUAAAAUGUUUAAAUUUUAACUCGAACUCUAAACAGCAUUGUAUUUCUCACUUUGUGAUAUUUUUAGAAAAGUUUAAGUUAUUCGUUAUCUGAAAUUCAUCUAUAACGAAUUAGGCACAUUUAAAGUUUCCUUAAAGAAUACGAAUGUACAAGAAUAAUAAUUAAAAUAAACCAUUAAUUUGCAUUAAAAUAACAGAAUGGGCAUAUCUAUAAAGUCCCUUAUAUUUACAUAUAUUUGUAUUAAAAUAAAGUUUUUGAGGUAUGAUUUAGUUUAAUUUGUUUCUUUUUUUAUGACUAUUUUUCAUCCAGUUGGACUCAUAUUUCUUGGUUAUAAAAAUUGUGAAACAGCAAACUACUUUAUGCUAAACUUUAUUUAGAAAUUUACAUAAGAUUUAUGAAAUCUGUAUUUACAGUUAUUAGUUUCUGAAUUUCUGUAAUAAAAAAAAGUUGAUUUUCACUCAGUCAGUUUUUAAAUAAAUUCUGGGAGAGAAGUGAAUUAAAUUAAUGUUCUGCUGUUUAUUUUAUUCCAGCUUACAUUACAAUUUCUUACAAAAUGUCGUUCAAAAAGAUCAGUAAUAUUUAUAAGAAACAAAUAAAAUGUAACUAUUCGAAAUUUUAGUGUGAGAUCUAUGCUUCGGAUUUAUUUCUUAAAGCUAAUUAUAAGGCAAAAAUAUUUUGCUAAAGUAUAGCUGUAUUUUUCCGCCUAAUCGUAUGAAAACUACUCUAUACCGAAAAAAUGUUACGAGCUAUUUAUGAAAGUAGAUUUAGAUUUUCAAAUUAUGGAAUUAAAUGCAUUUGAAAUGAAACCUUAAAUUUGGAUAUCAAGUAGAUGGCAUAUUGUGAAACAACAUUAUAACUGUGAUAAAAAUUACUUAAAAAUUAUAACUGAAAUCAAAAAUGUUAAUUUGAUAUUUAAACUAACUCUGAAUUAUAUCCUGCAAUUCAAAACUAUAGAUUUAAGUCUGAAUUUAAAAUCAGAUGUAGAGUGUAAGAUAAUUUUUGAUGUCAAAUAUGAGAAGGUUAAGUCAUGUCAUACUCGUGGUAAAUGAUAUCAUUUUCAGUGACGUAUAAUCUUAGAGCCUAAACUAGUUAAAUCAAAAUCUUUGAAUGAAGAAGGGGAAAACAAAAUCUCUAACUUUGGGAUAGGAAGGCAUUUCAAAGAAAUCUCUCUCUCUCUCAAUAUUUUGGUCAUUUAUGAUCGAAGGAAAAUUGUGGCGUUAUUUUUAAUUUCUCAAUUCAGUCGCCAUCUUAUAACUUUGAUUAAAAUAUUUCUUCUCGAGGUAAAUUUUCUAUCCCUUUUAAGAGCUGGCUUCUUUUAUCAAAAGAACUUUGCUUCUCUAAAGAGGGGGAAAAAUCAAAUUCUGAACUCCUUUUCCCGGUAAAGUUUUCUUCUGAUUCUCCCAAAAUAAAUUAUCCCUGUUCCUAUCAUCUAUUGCGUGCGAACUUUGCUACAUUCAAGUGAAGAAAAGCUCGCAUUGUUUCUGUUAAAAGUUCUCUUUUUUGUUAUUUUUCCCCUUUCCUUCAUCUUGGGUAUUAUAUGGGACUCCAUCGCAUCAUCAGUUUCAGCUCGAGACAACAACUUGAGACAGUUUGUUCGACUGGACGAAUGUCCCCAUGUGAUUUAUAACCGCGAAAGGGGGUUUGGGGUUUGGAACAGCAAUCUUCACCAAUUCAUCAAUCAAGAAUUUCUGUCAGGACCACAAUUCGUUGCGAAGAGAAUAGUGGUGGAAAAAAAAUAAAAAAAUAAGUAAAGAUCCCCCUCUUAAGAGCCUAUCAAUCGAUUCUGGUACCAAAUGAUAAAUUCUUGCUAAAACUUUUGUUGUGAAACUUUUUGGAAGGUGUUUGAGACAACAGGCUUAAUCGAAGAUAUCAAAGACGCUUACCAUUUUCUGUUCUAGAGGGCUGGAAAGGAAAAUGACUGACUUCAAGUCAGCUGGAAGUCCUUCAUCCCAUGACUUCAUCUAAUAUCUUCAAAAAUCAAAAGGAAAUCAGCGCUUGAAUGUUUAUCUUCCCUCGAUGAACGAAUUUAUGAUUUCUUUGAUACAAUUCUUCAUAAUAUAGGCCCAUAUUCAUAAUGAAGCCAAAGUGGCAAUUAUGUUGCAAAACAAGUAAAAGUCUCUAAUAUAAAAAUAAAUAUAAGUGUGUGUCCCAAAUAUAAAAAUAACAUAUUCGACUUUUAUAUUCGACUGCAAUUUUAAAAUAUAUAAGAACAAUGGAAGCGGCACAAAAAUGCUGUUAAAUAAAGUAGUAUAUCAAAUUAAAAUUCCCCUAAUUUAGAAUUUUUUUUUCCUUAUUAGAUACUCACGAAUUGUAUAGCUGUUAUAUAAAUCUAAUUUAUCUUAAUGGGGGUUAUCUUCUUAUGAAUUAUAGAUAAUAUGCUUUUCAUCGCUACUAUUUAUAAAAGUAAAGGAACAAUGUCAGUAUUAAAUUAUCUCAAACUUGUCAUCCAAAAAUAAAGUAAUAAAUAAAUAAUAUAAUAAUGGAUAGGUAAUAUAAUUAUAAAGUUUAGAAACCUUCUUUGCAAUCAUAAACUGUAACUAAACUUCAAUAGACUGGCAGCGAAUUAUCGCUAAGUCUGAAUUAACUGAAAUUUGAGAAGGGUGUAAAAGACCUUUUUAUUUAAACUAAGAACAGAAGGCACUCUUGGGGCUUACAGUCUCAGCCAGCACUUAUGGUGAGAUAACUUAAACUAACAGCAAAUUCAAAUGUAAAAUUUGAAUUCAAAUAAGCUAGUAACCGAAAGCUACACAAAUCAAUUAGCGUGAAGUUGGCUCAAAACUUAACCGCCGUGGAUAUUCAGCUAUCGGCAAUUAUAAUGCAAGGCUGAAGACUACAAUCUUAUCGUUUCUAACAACCUGGUAAUGUGUCCUCGAGAGGGAGAACAGGCUGUGUCUUGCUAUCUAAAACCCUAACCUAAUAUACGCGAACUAAACUAAAUACUUGCAAACUAAUUUGCAUUCUGGCAGGGAAACGGGAGAAGUGACGAUAGAGAUCCAAAAUAUAAAAUAACUGGUUAAUUAACACAAAGGAAUGCUACAUAAUAAUACCAGGAAACAUAAAUAGCCGAGCCCUGAAAUAUUUACAAAAUUUGAUUAUCUGUCUGUUUUACGAGCACUAAUGUUAUUUCUUGAUUUUAGUGUUUUAAAAUAUAAUUUAUUAAUGUUUCUUUUUUCAAUAUACUUUAAAUAUAUAAAAUUUUAUAUGAAAUAUUUUUCAUAUAAUAUUUAUGAAAAACUAGUGUUAUUUUAAUAAAUUUUAUAUUCAUAUUAUAACAAUAAUAAUAAGAAGCGUGCUAUACAAAAUGUAUCAUUUACUACUGUUUUAUUCUAUUUUUUAAUAUUUUAUAAAUUUAAUCAUUUCUAUUCAUAAUGCCUCAAUUUUCAAAAUCGAUCAUUAAUGUAGCAGUUAUAAAACAACAAAAUAUUUAUGUAAGAAAAUUCUAAUAAAUCAUACUGGAUCUAGAAAAAUUACCUCAUAAUUUAAAAACCUGCAGAUAUAAUUUUUUAUGAAUAAUUUUCUCAGUAUUAAGUGUUCCCAAAUUUAACAAAGGUAAUAAACCUGUCGUAAACUCCUCUUAUAGUUUGGCUUUGUUUGAAAGAACCCAAGAAAUAAACUAUAUCAGUCAGUCUGCUAACCGUUUAAUUCACCAAUAUUCCUUUUUUAAUCAUUAAUUUGGUAUAAAAAUAAUAGAUAAGAAAUAUGUCUUCAUACUAUUGUCUUUAAUUUACUUGCCAAAAAAAAUAUAUUUUACAUAACCAUGCUAAAAUUGCAUCAUCCCUUGUUAUAAAUGUAACUAUUUACAUUUAAUUACCUACUUUUAUAAUAGUAGAUUCUUGUAUGGUAAUUAGUUACCGGUUUAUUCUUAAUCUGCUAGUGGCUUCUAUUGUUUUUCGAGGAGUGUGACUAUUGUUACAUUAACGAAUGAUUUUAAUAUGUUGCUGUAAGAUACGUUGCACAGCUGAUUAUUACAAUAAAACUAAUGUAUUUGUUGAAAUUUCUUAUAUUUCGUAUAAGCAAGAUUUUUUACUUUAAUGCUAUGAUAGUUAUCCUUAUGAAUAAUAAUCAUUAUGCUUUGAUUAUACUGCAUGAUUUAAAUUAUGAGUACACUUGUUCGGGAGCAUUGUAAAUAUGUAUCACUAUUGCAUAGAAUUUCAGCACUUUAAUAAAUAUUUAUU
Molecule: messenger RNA, 5569 nt
Organism: Stegodyphus dumicola
Lineage: Eukaryota; Metazoa; Arthropoda; Arachnida; Araneae; Eresidae
Product: protein Wnt-4-like
Biological process (GO): canonical Wnt signaling pathway; neuron differentiation; cell fate commitment
Cellular component (GO): extracellular region
Molecular function (GO): frizzled binding; cytokine activity
Source: RefSeq, a predicted model, not a curated record